UAUAUAUAUAAGAUCUUGCUUUUGCAACGUGUGGAUUAUUUCGCGUUUUGAAUUUUGUUCCGCAUGUAUAUAUGAUAUACAACAUUUUUGAUAAUUCUGUCCAACUAGAAGCGCUGCAAUUUAUAAAAUACAGAAGUUUAUAUUGAAGAUUUCAUUCUAAUACACGUUUUAACAUGACACAAUUUACGUUUGACGAAAUAAAAAUCUUUGAAGAUACAAAGAAUGAUAUGGACAUCAUAAAAACAAUAACUAGCACAGAAUGCCAAGAAAACGCUUUUUAUAUCGCGGACAUUGGUAAUGUCAUACAGAGACAUCAGGAAUGGAUCGCCAAGUUACCCAGAGUUAUCCCACACUUUGCAAUUAAAGUUAACCCGGAUCCAACGGUGAUUAAAGUUCUGGCAGCUUUAAAUGCAUGUUUCGAUUGCGCAUCUAAAAAAGAAAUAGAACAAGUAAUGCAACACGGAGUACACGGCGACCGAAUUAUUUUCGCGCACCCUACUAAGCAUCCGUCUCAUAUAGAAUAUGCUAAGAGAAUGAACGUCAAGCAAAUGACGGUUGAUAGUGAAAACGAGCUGUACAAGAUCAAGUAUAUCUUCCCUGAAGCUAAGGUAGUCAUACGUAUACGUUGCGACUCAAAAGACACGCCAGUGUCAUUGGGGCACAAAUUCGGUUCCGAACCGGACGAAGAAACCGUGCGCUUGAUACAGCUCACGAAAGAUCUCGGUUUGAAUUUACACGGCUUUAGCUUCCAUGUCGGUAGCCCGUGCGAGGAGCUCGAGGCUUACGCCAGAGGGAUCGCGUUGUGCAAACAAUUAUUAUUAAAUAAGAAAUUAGCUGCGUAA
Molecule: messenger RNA, 842 nt
Organism: Temnothorax curvispinosus
Lineage: Eukaryota; Metazoa; Arthropoda; Insecta; Hymenoptera; Formicidae
Product: ornithine decarboxylase 2-like
Exons: 6
Coding region: 174-842 (222 amino acids)
Cellular component (GO): cytoplasm
Molecular function (GO): ornithine decarboxylase activity
Source: RefSeq, a predicted model, not a curated record